Messenger RNA from Lolium perenne, 2702 nucleotides. RefSeq names its product putative receptor protein kinase ZmPK1. Gene Ontology annotation, biological process: protein phosphorylation; recognition of pollen. Lineage: Eukaryota; Viridiplantae; Streptophyta; Magnoliopsida; Poales; Poaceae. Gene Ontology annotation, molecular function: ATP binding; protein serine/threonine kinase activity. The record is from RefSeq and is a predicted model, not a curated record.
UCCUGUCUAAAGCUCAGCACACUCGCAUCGCCGUGGCAAUGAUGAGCGGGCUCACGAUUCUCACCUGCUUGGCCUUCGUCUUGCUGAUCACCACUACGACCUGGCCUCCUGUCGCUCUUGCGGCAAGCGGUCAGCACCGGAGGAGGAGCAACCUGUGGCGCGGCGAUUACAUCAUCGUCAGCGGCGACGACGCUCUGGUAUCGCCGAACGGCGACUUCUCGUGUGGCUUCCACCGCGUCGCUACGAACGCCUACGUUCUCGCCAUCUGGUUCACUGCCUCCGCCGAUCCUCACACUCUCGCGUGGGCGGCCAGGCGCGACGCCCCCGUGAACGGCAUAGGUUCCCGCGCCGAGCUCCUCGGGGACGGCUCCCUCGUGCUGCAAGACUUCGACGGCCGAACCGUGUGGACCACCAGCACGGGCGACACCGGCGCCGACCGGGCGCAGCUGCUCGACACCGGCAACCUCGUCGUGUCGGACGCCGCCGGCCGCACACUGUGGCAGAGCUUCGACUGGCCCACCGACACGCUCCUCCCGGGGCAGCUCAUCACGCGGCGUAGCCGGAUCGUGUCCGCAAGGGCCAGGGGCGCCACCUCCUCCGGCUACUACAUCCUCUACUUCGACAGCUUCAACAUCCUCACCAUCAUGUACGACGGCCCAGAGACCAACCUCAACUACUGGCCCAACGCCUUCAAGACCUGGUACGAAAACGGCCGGAUGGCCUUCAACAGCACCCGGCUCGCCAGCCUCGACGAGCGCGGCCGCUUCUCGUCCAGCGACGGGCUGCGGUUCGAGGCCUCCGACGUGGGGCCCGGCGUUACGCGGCGGCUGACGCUGGAUUACGACGGGAACCUCCGCUCGUACAGCCUUGAUGUAGCGGGCGGCGGCACAUGGCGCGCCACCUGGGCGGCGAUCCUGCGGCCGUGUGGCGUGCACGGUAUAUGCGGCCGCUACGGUGUGUGCACGUACCUGCUGGACGGGCCGGCGUGCGCGUGCCCUGAGGGGUUCGUGCCCGCCGACCCCGCAGACUGGAGCAAGGGCUGUCGGCGACUCUUCCACCUCCGGUGCGGCGAGGAUGUGCGCUUCGCCGAGCUGCCCAACGUCGACUACUGGGGGUUCGACUUCAAAUUACUAGCUGACAAGAAUUCAGGGAUCUUCAACGUCAGCUUCGAGACGUGUCGGCAAAUCUGCCUCGACGACUGCAACUGCGAGGGGUUUGGGUACAAGAAAGGGGGCAACGGCAAGUGCUAUCCCAAGGUCGCUCUGUGGAACGGCCGGGGCCCCGAACCCAAGCAGUUCAUGUACCUCAAGGUCCCUGCCCGCGACUGGAAGAAUCUGAACAUGUCGUCGGUGAUGAGCUUGCGCUACGAUGGCCACGCCUGCACAAAGCAAGAACACAACGCCAGCGGCAGCUACUACAUGUCCCGUUACCUGAAGAAUGUUGGAGACAGCAAGAUAAACUUCGUGUACGUCUACAGCUUCCUCGCCGGCUUGUUCGUCGUGGAAGCCAUGGUCAUGAUCGCUGGGUACCUGUUCAUGUUCCGAGCCGAUCGGGCUGCCACACGUCGUGUCCACGAUGAAGGGUACAACUUGGUGUUGGGUCAGUACAGGAGAUUCACGUACCAGGAGCUUUCGAACGCUACUUGCGAUUUCCAAGAGGAGCUCAGCAGUGAGGCACCAUGGCCGGUGUACAAGGGAGUAUUAGAAGACGGACGAGAUGUCGCAGUGACGCGGCUGGCGGAGGUCACGCCGCAGGCCGACCAGGUGUUCCGGUCGGAGAUGAGCGUCAUCGGACAGGUCAACCACAUGAAUCUUGUACGGGUAUGGGGCUUCUGCUCCGAGCGCUCGCACAGGCUCCUCGUCUCGGAGCACGUUGAGAACGGCUCGCUGGCCAAGGCCCUGUUCAACUGCGGUGCCGAGGAGCUCAGGCUAGGGUGGCACUCGAGGUACAAGAUCGCCGUCGGCGUCGCCAAGGGGUUGGCAUACCUCCACCACGAGUGCUCCGAGUGGAUCUUGCACUGCGACAUGAAGUCAGAGAACAUACUGUUAGAUGUCUCCCUGGAGCCUAAGAUCACCGGCUUCGGACUGGUGAAGCUGCUGAGCCGGGAAGACACGACCGGCGGGGUGCCAUCCAGGGUGCAGGUUACCCGAGAAUACGCCGCGCCUGAGUGGGCGCUGAGCCUCCCGAUCACCUGGAAGGCUGACGUGUACAGCUUCGGUGUUGUGCUCCUCGAGCUGCUCCAUGGGAAGAGGGCUAGCGAGUGGUCGGCUGCAGAUUCACCGAAAGGUGAGGAUGCAUGCGUGGAUUUACAUGGGAUCCUGGUUUGGAUCGAGGACCGGAAAAUAGAGUGCCAAGGUAAGUUGUCAACACCAGGGUCGUGGCUGGAGAAGUUCGUGGAUGCGCGGUUGCUCGGCGACUUCAACCGCUUACAGGCGGCCGCGAUGCUGGAUGUGGCAAUGUUGUGCGUGGAGGAUGACCCGGACAGGAGGCCGAGCAUGAAUGUAAUUGUGCAAAAGCUUCUCUCUUCUCAGGAUGUAGGGUCGGCGUCCUUGCGCCGGGUCUGUCCUGCUCCUACCCAUGAAAUCCGUAGUACUAUGUAAUUUCAUUAGGGAGUGUCUAUUGGUCAGUGGAGUGACUUCCAAUUGGGCAUCGAUUCUUUGACAAAUAGCAAACUGAAACAUGCUCGUUUCUCUUUACACAAG